Danio aesculapii is the source of this 1458-nucleotide messenger RNA. RefSeq names its product aurora kinase A and ninein-interacting protein. The transcript is spliced from 3 exons. Lineage: Eukaryota; Metazoa; Chordata; Actinopteri; Cypriniformes; Danionidae. The record is from RefSeq and is a predicted model, not a curated record. Gene Ontology annotation, cellular component: centrosome; spindle pole. Gene Ontology annotation, biological process: spindle organization. The coding region runs from base 183 to 1226 and encodes 347 amino acids.
CGCGCGGGAAUCAAUUGACUAAAAAGCAACAGUGCAUACAACAGCUCGAGAAACUGUAAAUUUGACGAUAUAAACGCUAAUAUCGAGUGCUAGCUUCGUUUAUUAUGAGACUGUAAGCGCCGGAUAUAAUUAUUCGUCCUGGUCUGGUUAUUUUGGGCGUGUGUGUGAUUUGUAAACACAGAAUGAAGUCUGUAAGGAGCAGUAAAGUGAAGCCCGCGGCUAAUAGAGAAGAGGAGUGCGGAGUAUGGCUGGACACAAAAGAACUCAAAGAAAAGAAACAACAGAAACAGCUGACCCGUCCGGCCUCCAGAUUCCGCUCUCCUCUGUCUGGAUCAGGACUCUAUAAUGUGGCGCUGAUGAGCUUCACUCAGACCAAACUCAACAUGCCCAUCACCAGACAGAGCACCAUAUCAACAUUCUUCUCUCCCAAACCCAUAGACUGUAACCCUGAGACAAACUCCGGCACCAAACGAAAACAUGGCAUCAGUUUAGAUCCAUCAGUAGACUCGAUCAUUCACUCAUCAGAGGAUGGAGAUUCAGAAGAAACAUCAGCCAACGAUACAAAACAUCAGCGUUUUCUUCAUUUCAUAAAUGGAGAAGAUCCAGAAGAAGAACAACCGCCUGAAAAAAGGAGACUCAUUUCUUAUUACACGGAUCUAAAUAUACCAGACACACAAGAAUACAGUAAUCAAGAUGCUGGAAAUGAAUAUACAAAUCAGAUCAUGCCUGAAACCGAGACUGAAAAUCCACAAAAUAAACACUUCAUUCACUCUCCAAGUCUAAACAUUGAACAUCUAAGAGAUCAAAAAUCAUCAUUUAAGGCGUCCAUCUUAACAUCCAGAUCUGGAAAUGAACACAAACCACAUGCAAAUCUUAAUAAAGAGCCAAAACCGAAAGCAUCUCCAUUGAAACGAAUGGGAAAAGAGAACAGCUCACCUAUUAACACUCCAUCGUCUCCUUUCAAGCUUAAAGUAAUCUCCAGCCCAUCCAAACGCAGAUUAAAGGAGAAAUGCAGUUCUUUGCCCAGUAAUCCGUGUAAGCAAGAGAGUGUUUCAUCGAUGUUUACGCAGGACUCUGAAGGUUUCUGUGUGAUCGCUCACCGUGAUCAGCGUUUGCAGAGCGCAGAUCUACAGUCUGCAGAUUACAGGAGCAGUCAAGAGGAAGAGUCAGACGCAGAGAUGCUCUUUACUCAGGAUUCAGAGGGAAACAUGGUCAUCAAACACUGACAUUUACAAAAAAAUUGCAUAAAAACGGGACUGCUGUGUCUGUUAUUGAUUUAUUUUGAAGCUGUUGACUUUAUAUUAUUGUAUUAAAUGUGUGAGAUGGUGUAGAAACAAACUAUUUUUAAAGAUGUAAUCAAUGAAAUUACUAAUAAAAUCCUGAAACGUCGUCAUCUUGAUUUCGUGCUGCAUUAUAAGUGAUACUGGCAUAUUUAAAGGGGCAGUUCACACUAAAAUA